AUGCUUGUGGCGCGGAGCGGCGAAGUGAAGGCGGCCUAUGAGACCUCCAAAGUAAUGGGCCGCGGCUCCUUCGGAAUCAUCUACCAUGGAGAGGAGCUACAGUCCAAAAAGCGGGUGGCGAUGAAGGUUGUGCCCUGCAGGCGCAAAAAUGCGGUGCAGGAGGCUGAAACUGAAGCCAGACUGCUCAUGUCUUGGAAUCAUCCACACGUGCUGCGUUGCCAUGAGUACUUUUUCGAAGGACCAGAAGGCGAUGCCAAUCGCAAGCUGUGGCUGGUGCUUGACCUGAUGGAUGGUGGUGAUUUGAAUCGGCUUUAUGAACAGCGGCGCCAGGCGCUGCAAGGUCCUUGGGAGGCGUCCUUUGUGCGCUAUGUCAUUUCCUCCAUUGGCAGUGCUCUGGAUUUCGUCCACAGCAAAGGGGUGUUGCACCGCGAUGUGAAGUGCGCCAAUGUUUUGCUUUCAAGCAACUUCGAGCGGAUUUGUUUGGCGGACUUUGGGCUGGCUUGUCCGAUGGAUGCUCUUGAAGAUGCUCCACAGGUGGCCCUUGGUACUCCCAGCUAUCUUCCCCCUGAGAUCAUUUGUGGACGACCGCACAGUCCUGCGGCAGAUGCUUGGUGUUUGGGAGUAGUCUCCUUCAAGUUGGCGGCCUUGAGAAAGCCCUUCGAGGCUCGUGAUGACCUGACCCUCACGAUGAAGAUCGUCAAGGAUGCUCCCAAUGAGCUGCCCAAGGAUACGCCUGCAGAUGUUGCCUGCGCUGUACUGGGGCUUCUCAACAAGGACCAGCAAAAGCGACUGCGCCCAGCGGAGGCGUAUGAGAUGACCCAUGUCUCAUCCAUUGCCAGGAAAUCUUUUGUGCGAUCCAUGGCCACACCACUGGACAUCCGAUUGGGUCUCACCAAGCCACAGGAUGUGGCCCACAAACUCCGUUGGGGCAUUAUUGGAUGUGGGCCAAUCUCUGCAGACUGGUGCAAGAGUUUGAAGGAUGUGCCUGGUGCGGAGCUGAAGAGUUGUGCUGCCAGAGAUGUGCAGAAAGCAAAGCAGUUUGCAGGAGAGCAUGGCAUUUCCAAAGCUGCUGCUAGCUACAAAGAGCUGGUGGAAGAUCCGGAGGUUGACAUUGUAUACAUUGGCACCAUCACGCCCCUUCACAAGGAGCAGACGCUGAUGGCCAUCGCUGCUGGAAAGCAUGUGCUCUGUGAGAAGCCGAUUGCUACAUCACUGACGGAUGCUGAGGAGAUGUACGCAGCAGCAGAGGCAAAAGGAGUUGCACUUAUUGAGGGCCUGUGGACGCGCUACUUUCCUGCCGUGGAGCAUGCACGCGCUGCUGUUGAACUAGGUGUCAUUGGUGAGGUGCAGAUGGUGCAGGCGGACUUUCCGGAAAUUUGCUAUGCACUACAGUAUGCGCCGCUCUUCUUUGGUUCCACCGAAGCCACACAGGUGGCCUCUGCGGGUGGCCCAUCGGGUGCUGGUGCAGUACUGCGCUACGGGAACCAAGGAGCCGCUGUGCUGUCCUUUCCUUCCUGGCGCUGCGAAGUGCCAGAGGUCUGCGAGGUGAUUGGCACGAAAGGCCGAAUUACAUUAGACGAUUGGGGCGCUCAUCCAUCUCGUGUGACUAUUCGGCUCACAACCGAACAAUGCUGGGAUGAAGCACAAGGGCAUACAGCUACUGCACAGAAUGGUGUCAGGCCACACACUGAACAAGUCACCUACCCAGUUCCCGAACCAGCAGGCCUGCCUGCGGCGGGUUGGCAUUUCGCGGAGGCAAUCCAUCGCUGUUUGGCGGCAGGCCUGAAGGAGUGCCCGCAGUUCACAAAGGCUGAAUCGCUUCGAAUCCAGCGCCUGUUGGAUGAGAUUGAGAAGGGCAUCACUGAACCCUGUAGAUAG
Molecule: messenger RNA, 1878 nt
Organism: Cladocopium goreaui
Lineage: Eukaryota; Dinophyceae; Suessiales; Symbiodiniaceae
Source: the annotation of a GenBank genome assembly